GUGGCUCCCGCGCUCCCGGCGAGGCUCAGGCGCCGAGCGUGCGGACGGGCGCACGACAGACGGCCCCGGGAAGCCUCGGCCCGCGCCUCCCGGGCGGGCUAUGUUGAUUGUCCCGCCAGGGCCGGCCCGCGGGAUCAGCACAGCCCGGCCCGCGGCCCCGGCGGCCAGCGGGGACUAUGAAUCGGAAAGCGCGGCGCUGCCUGGGCCACCUCUUUCUCAGCCUAGGCAUGGUCUACCUCCGGAUCGGUGGCUUCUCCUCGGUGGUAGCUCUGGGCGCGAGCAUCAUCUGUAACAAGAUCCCAGGCCUGGCUCCCAGACAGCGGGCGAUCUGCCAGAGCCGGCCCGACGCCAUCAUCGUCAUAGGAGAAGGCUCGCAAAUGGGCCUGGACGAGUGUCAGUUUCAGUUCCGCAAUGGCCGCUGGAACUGCUCGGCGCUGGGGGAGCGCACCGUCUUCGGAAAGGAGCUCAAAGUGGGGAGCCGGGAGGCCGCCUUCACCUACGCCAUCAUCGCAGCCGGCGUGGCCCACGCCAUCACCGCCGCCUGCACCCAGGGCAACCUGAGCGACUGCGGCUGCGACAAGGAGAAGCAAGGCCAGUACCACCGGGACGAGGGCUGGAAGUGGGGUGGCUGCUCUGCCGACAUCCGCUACGGCAUCGGCUUCGCCAAGGUCUUUGUGGAUGCCCGGGAGAUCAAGCAGAAUGCCCGGACUCUCAUGAACUUACACAAUAACGAGGCAGGCCGAAAGAUCCUGGAGGAGAACAUGAAGCUGGAGUGUAAGUGCCACGGCGUGUCGGGCUCGUGCACCACCAAGACCUGCUGGACCACGCUGCCGCAGUUCCGCGAGCUGGGCUACGUGCUCAAGGGCAAGUACAACGAGGCUGUCCACGUGGAGCCCGUGCGCGCCAGCCGCAACAAGCGGCCCACCUUCCUGAAGAUCAAGAAGCCACUGUCCUACCGCAAGCCCAUGGACACCGACCUGGUGUACAUCGAGAAGUCGCCCAACUACUGCGAGGAGGACCCGGUGACGGGCAGCGUGGGCACGCAGGGCCGAGCCUGCAACAAGACGGCCGCCCAGGCCAGCGGCUGCGACCUCAUGUGCUGCGGCCGCGGCUACAACACCCACCAGUACGCCCGCGUGUGGCAGUGCAACUGCAAGUUCCACUGGUGCUGCUACGUCAAGUGCAACACGUGCAGCGAGCGCACCGAGGUCUACACGUGCAAGUGAGCGGCGGGGCAGCGGCCCCCCCGGCGGCACGCGGGGCGGCGAGGACCGGACGCUCUCCGCGCCGCGGGCACGGCCCGGACCUCUGCAGCUGCGCUGAGCUUGUCUUGUCUGCUGUGGGGUCCCCCGCGGGGGACCCUCCAGGGCCCCGAGUUGACCACGCCACACCCAGCGCCGCUCCCUCGGCCCCAGACGCCGCCCGGGGCCUCCUUGGCCGGAGCAGAGCCUUCGCACCGGAAACUCUGGACUCCGGGGCCUCAAAAGAGCAAUAUUUAACAAUUUAUUCUGAUAAAAAAUAAUAUUAAUUUAUUUAAUUAAAAAGAACCCUUCCACCUCGUCGGGAUCCGUUUUCUGCAAUCGAAGUGGACCGCUUGCUUUCCUGUGGGAUAAUUCUGUCGCUAUAGGACAAGGAGCCGAGCAGAACUGUACAUAGUGAUUCUUUCUGCAGAUACUUCUACUAGCUGAUCUCGCAAGUCCCCCCUUGCCGCCCGAGAUGUGUAAGCGCAAGGGCAGACAUCCUGUAUACCUACGUAGACAUAUACACACACACACACACUUAUAUUUUUUUGCUGUUUGCUGCUAAUUCUCCAGAGAUUUAAGCUGGUCCAGAAACGGAGACGUUUUCCGGGAUACGUUUCCCAUCCUGCAGUCCUCCCCAGCUCCAACGUCACCAUUAGAAAAGUCCAGUUUGGAAUACGUAGGGAGAGGAAAGGUGAUACUAAAACUCCCAGCAGUUUCCAUCUUUUGGAAAGUGAGCCACUGGAUAAGAGAGAAUAUUUUGUAAGAGACUAUUUUUAUAUGAAUAUUUUAUUUAUAUUGAGUCUGCCUGUAUCAUUCCGUGGCUGGUGCUUCUUAAUUCCAGUACUCCCUUUG
Messenger RNA from Kogia breviceps (pygmy sperm whale), 2096 nucleotides. RefSeq names its product Wnt family member 7A (gene WNT7A). Gene Ontology annotation, biological process: neuron differentiation; positive regulation of JNK cascade; multicellular organism development. Gene Ontology annotation, molecular function: cytokine activity; frizzled binding. Gene Ontology annotation, cellular component: extracellular region. The record is from RefSeq and is a predicted model, not a curated record. Lineage: Eukaryota; Metazoa; Chordata; Mammalia; Artiodactyla; Physeteridae.